AGUUAGCACCUGUAACUAACGCGAUUAGAAAUGAAAAGUGUUUUAUUUACAUUAUUCUGUGCAUUUAUAUGUUCGGAAAGCUAUGGAGCCACUGGAGAAAAACGCGUCAUCUGCUACUAUGGAUCUUGGGCAACAUACAGAAACAGUCUUGGAAAAUUUGAUGUCAGCGACAUCAACACUAGUCUUUGUACUCACAUCGUGUAUACUUUUCUCGGUAUAAAUACAAAGGGUACUGUCAUUUCCUUAGACCCUUACUUGGAUUAUCCUGACAAUUGGGGUAAAGAUAAUUUACGUAAGUUUAGUACACUGAAGCAGCAAAACCCAGAUGUGAAAACUUUAAUGGCCGUUGGUGGGUGGAAUGAAGGGUCAGCUAAAUAUUCUCUUAUGGCCGGCAACCCUACUCUUCGAAAGAACUUCGUCAAAACUGCCCUUGAAAUGGUUCAGAAAUAUAACUUCGAUGGCUUAGACAUUGACUGGGAGUACCCCAACCGGUACGACUCAGUGUAUGGGCCUGCCGACGUUGAUAACUUUUCUCAACUCUUGAAAGAACUACGAGAAGAAUUUGAUAAAAACGGACUAUUGUUAACCGCUGCCGUCUCAUCUAUAAAGAAAGUGGCUUCGCAGUCGUACGAUAUACCGGUUAUUAGCCAAUAUUUAGAUUUUAUAAAUGUAAUGGCGUACGACAUGUACGUAGCGACGGAUCCUGAGACUGGUCAUAAUGCUCCUCUACAUAAAAGCGAAGAUGAUGACGACAUACCGAUAGAAGACUUAAAUACUGUUGAUGGUGUUUUGGAGUAUUGGCUUAGUCAAGGUUGCCCACCAGAGAAACUUGUACUGGGUGUACCAUUAUACGGCCAUACCUUCAAAUUAACAAAUGCUAAUGAGAAUGGAGUUAGAGCACCCUCAAGUGGGCCUGGUAUCGCAGGGCCUUAUACUGCAACAAAAGGCCUCAUCGGAUAUAAUGAGUUGUGCCAGAAAUUUAAAGCAGAAACUUGGAAUCUUCUAUAUGACGAUUCAGCCAAAGUACCGUAUGCUGUACAAGGUGAAAAUUGGAUUUCCUUCGAUGAUGCAGAUUCUAUAGCAGAUAAAGUACAAUAUGCCCUUGAAAAUAACGUCACUGGUGUUAUGGCUUGGAGUAUAGAGACUGAUGACUUCCGAGGAAUAUGUCAAGAUGAAGAUUAUCCUUUGCUAAGGUCAAUUAAUAAAGCUUUAGGACGAUCUGUGGAAGCUCCGAAUACAACACCUUCCAGUCCACUGACUACUGCAACAACUGUUUCUACAGGAGCUGUUUGUAAAGAAGACGGAUUUCAAGCAAAUUCUGAAGACUGUUCAUCUUUUUAUUAUUGCAUACGCGAUUCAGGUGGUAACUUUGUAGCAAAGUUGCUCCACUGUCCUGGAACCCUUUUAUGGGAUCAGACAAAUCAAAUCUGUAACUAUCCCGAUCAAGUUAUUUGUUAAAUUUAUUGUUUAUGACUUUUUUUUUGUAUUUGAAUUGUACCGAUGGAAAAGAGACUAAUAAAAAAGUGAGCUUUAAGAAUAAAAGUAUAAUACUGAUCGGACAGAACCAGCUCCUUUGUUAAAAAAACACUAAUGUUUAAACCCA
Molecule: messenger RNA, 1603 nt
Organism: Pararge aegeria (speckled wood butterfly)
Lineage: Eukaryota; Metazoa; Arthropoda; Insecta; Lepidoptera; Nymphalidae
Product: probable chitinase 2
Exons: 8
Coding region: 31-1458 (475 amino acids)
Biological process (GO): carbohydrate metabolic process; chitin catabolic process
Cellular component (GO): extracellular region
Molecular function (GO): chitinase activity; chitin binding
Source: RefSeq, a predicted model, not a curated record